CAUGCAGAUGCAUCAGUCCGUACUUGUCUUUAUAAAAUAAUCAAAGACGGAAAUGAUCUGUUAGAGUGUGGCGGUGAACAUCACACCGAAAUUGAUGUUAUUGUAAAAGCAUGUUCUUACAUUGUUGAUGGACUACGAAAUGGAAAUGGAAUACAUUGUAAAUGGGGCGAAUCAUUUUGUCCUCUGAGCAAAUCCACAAGUCAUGAGAAAGGACGCAAGUGCGAUGUCCGAUUCUUAAGUCAUUCAGGAAUAGAUCUUGGUGAAUGGGAGUUUGCUGCCGAAGCAACUCCAAAUAAAGCAGUUGGAGAUCGUUGUCGCUCAGCUAGAAUCAAUCAAUCAAUAUUGAACGGCCUGUUAAGCAGAAAAUUGGCUGAUAAACAAGCGGAUAUGAUCAAGGUUCCAUUUAUACAAGUUGCUGGCGUUUUCGGACAGCUGCUGGUAGAAGACAUGGUAAAUGGCUUUUACGUUGUUUUUCCCGGUUCAACAUUCAUGUUACCAACAAAAUUGGCUCACUUGGGAAAAUUAAAAUCAACAUUAAAAAUUUUUAACCAUGUAAUGGAAACAUAUGAAAAAAUCAAUAAAAUGUUUGAUGAACUGGACCAUGGGCGUAACUUACUCGAGGAUAUCUUCAAAAUUGAUGACGAAAAAUCCGUACAGUGCAAAUCAACAUUUAUUCACGAACCAUGGUGGACACCAAAAAGUAAAUCUCAAAAAUUUCAAGUAUUGACUGCGAUUGAAGAAAUAGAAAGUAAAAUAGGACAUUAA
Molecule: messenger RNA, 765 nt
Organism: Acaulospora morrowiae
Lineage: Eukaryota; Fungi; Glomeromycota; Glomeromycetes; Diversisporales; Acaulosporaceae
Source: the annotation of a GenBank genome assembly